This is a messenger RNA of Rhipicephalus sanguineus (brown dog tick), 630 nucleotides long. Its product is annotated as antimicrobial peptide microplusin. The record is from RefSeq and is a predicted model, not a curated record. Bases 161 to 493 code for a protein of 110 amino acids. The transcript is spliced from 5 exons. NCBI's taxonomy places the organism in Eukaryota, Metazoa, Arthropoda, Arachnida, Ixodida, Ixodidae.
UUCCUCCGCCUUCUUCCGCAAGUGUUUACGUUAUUCCGUCGGUGUGACAGACGUGCGUCCAGUGGGUAUAUAAAGACAUUCGCACGGCCAUGCUCCGUCAGUAUAGCUCUCUCAUCAAGUCUGGGAAGUGCGGUAAGCUAUCCCUCGCUGAUCACUCAACAUGAAGGCCGUCUUCGUCUCCGCCAUUCUCGUGGUCACUCUCGUGGCUUCGACUUCUGCCCACCACAAGGAGCUUUGCCUGAAGAGUGACGACGCAUUGGUGACGGAACUGGAAUGCAUUAAGCAGCAUAUUAGUCCAGCGACCAACGCAGCCUUCGACACUUCGGUGCAGCAACUGAACUGCCUCAACCGUGCUUGUGCCUACCGAAAAAUGUGUGCUACUGGCGACGUGGAACAAGCGAUGUCUGCUUACUUCACCAGCGAGCAGAUCAACGAGAUCCACGACGCAGCCACUGCUUGCGACCCCGACGUCCACCAUGGUGACGGCCAUUAAGGGCUGUACAACCCUUUAAAACAAAAUUUCUGUAACCUGUAUUUUUUCGACCCCCGGAAUACGACAUGGAAUAGAGCUGGCCAUCAGCUGGCGAUUUACGCAGAAAAGACAAAAUAAACAUUUUGAUGUGUUUGUCA